AUGCCUACAUCUAUUGAACGUGUGUCUUGUAUCGAUGUAGUCCCUUUUCUCGAAUCUUCCUUUAAUGUGGCACUGAGUGCAAGCGAUCCCGUUGGUUCAACAUUUAAUCAGAGUUUUACUUAUGGUGUGACCAAUACUGCUCCUGAUGCUUCUACUAAUUUUUCUAUUACUGCCACUGCCACCACAAAUUUUACCACUACUACUGAUGGGUUUAAUCAGUCGAAAUUCUGUCAUCAUUCAAAAUUGUUACCUCCGGAAAAUGUCACAAUCACCAAUGUCACAUCUGAUUCCUUCGAUAUUAAUUGGAAUUAA
Molecule: messenger RNA, 312 nt
Organism: Schistosoma guineensis
Lineage: Eukaryota; Metazoa; Platyhelminthes; Trematoda; Strigeidida; Schistosomatidae
Source: the annotation of a GenBank genome assembly